GGUGGAACUGUAUGAUUUAUUUAUUCCUGGGGUUGUCAUAUCAUGGCUGAAAAUGACAUAGACAGAAGCCAGACUGAGACACUCCUAAAAAGAGUACAAGAACUAGAGGAGGAGGUGCAAAGACUUAAAAAGGAGCAGGUCAACAAGGACUCAAACAGAAGAGAAGAUUCUUCAGGAAGUAGAAAAGCUAAGCGUGCAUUUGACUUCAGCGCUCAUGGCCAAAGACAUGUAGCUCUAAGGAUAGCCUACCUGGGCUGGAGUUACCAGGGUUUUGCCAGUCAGGAAAACACAAACAAUACCAUUGAAGAGAAGCUGUUUGAGGCAUUAACCAAGACUCGACUUGUAGAAAGUAGACAGACAUCCAAUUAUCACCGGUGUGGGCGAACAGACAAAGGAGUUAGUGCCUUUGGACAGGUGAUAUCUCUUGACCUUCGUUCUCACUUUCUAAUGAACAAGGAUUCAGAGGAUUUUAAUUUAAAAGACAAAGUCAAUGAUACUACUAAAGAGAUCCGUUAUACCCACAUUCUCAAUCGGGUGCUCCCUCCAGACAUCCGCAUACUGGCCUGGGCCCCUGUCGAACCUACCUUCAGUGCUAGGUUCAGUUGUCUUGAGCGGACAUAUCGCUAUUUUUUCCCUCGUGCAGAUUUAGAUAUUGUAAUCAUGAAUUAUGCAGCUCAGAAGUAUGUUGGCACACAUGAUUUCAGGAACUUAUGUAAAAUGGAUGUAGCCAAUGGAGUGAUUAAUUUUCAGAGGACUAUUCUGUCUGCUCAAGUACAGCUAGUGGGUCAGAGCCUGAGUGAGGGGAGAUGGCAAGAACCUUUCCAGUUAUGUCAGUUUGAAGUGACUGGCCAGGCAUUCCUUUACCAUCAAGUCCGCUGUAUGAUGGCUAUCCUCUUUUUGAUUGGCCAAGGGAUGGAGAAACCAGAGAUUAUUGACGAGCUGCUGAACAUUGAGAAAAAUUCUCAGAAACCUCAAUACAGUAUGGCUGUGGAAUUUCCUCUGGUCUUAUAUGACUGUAAGUUUGAAAAUCUCAAGUGGAUUUAUGACCGAGAGGUUCAGGAAUUCAAUGUUACCCACUUACAACAACUAUGGGCUAAUCAUGCUGUUAAAACUCAAAUGUUGUAUAGUAUGCUGCAAGGACUGGAGUCUGUGGCAGUGCCCUGUGAGAAAGGACCAAACAUGGAUGGAGUGAUUGAAUGGAGAAAUGUUAAGCCCUCUAUUAUAAAGCACACCAGUGCCUUUGUAGAAGGAGUGAAAAUGCGCACAUAUAAGCCCUUAAUGGAUCGCCCAAAAUGCCAAGGAUUGGAAUCCCGGAUUGAGCAUUUUGUACGUAGGGGACGUAUUGAGAACCCACGUUUAUUCCAUGAGGAAGAAACAAAAGCCAAAAGGGACUGUAAUGACAUAUUAGAGGAAGAAAGUACUAUUCUGGAGAAACCAACAAAAAGAGUCUGUGUUGAUACAGAAUUUAAAAGGCAUCAUUCAACCAUAGAAAACUCACCAGGAUCUAGGAGGCAACAACCAAGCUAG
Orycteropus afer afer is the source of this 1527-nucleotide messenger RNA. RefSeq names its product pseudouridine synthase 3 (gene PUS3). Gene Ontology annotation, biological process: mRNA pseudouridine synthesis; tRNA pseudouridine synthesis. Gene Ontology annotation, cellular component: nucleus; cytoplasm. Gene Ontology annotation, molecular function: pseudouridine synthase activity; RNA binding. The record is from RefSeq and is a predicted model, not a curated record. NCBI's taxonomy places the organism in Eukaryota, Metazoa, Chordata, Mammalia, Tubulidentata, Orycteropodidae.